Messenger RNA from Sceloporus undulatus (fence lizard), 2759 nucleotides. It is a transcript of the gene BHLHE22, whose product is annotated as basic helix-loop-helix family member e22. The record is from RefSeq and is a predicted model, not a curated record. The transcript has a single exon. The coding region runs from base 1672 to 2670 and encodes 332 amino acids. Lineage: Eukaryota; Metazoa; Chordata; Lepidosauria; Squamata; Phrynosomatidae. Gene Ontology annotation, molecular function: protein dimerization activity.
GCUAGGGAGUCCUGGGAAUGGUAGUUUAUUGUGGCAGCAGAGCUCUUUCUGGUAGAGAAGGUGAAAAUGUCUCACCAAAAGACAGUUCCCAGAAUUCCCUAGGAUUGAGCCAGGGCAAUUAAAGGGGACUCAGACUGGAUUAUUUCUGCAGUGUGUUUUGGACCCAUAAGAUGGCUACAGCUUCAAAUUCGGCUUCAAGGGUCGGUCUGAAACGCAUCCCCUCUGUGGGGAAAGGCUAAUGCGAAUGGAAAUGGGGUUGCGUGGUUGAGACAAAGGUGGAAAGAACAGAGAAUAAACUUGUUGGGGGGGGGGGGCUGUGAAGGCCAUCUUAUAAUGGGUUGAGCCCCAGGUGAGAAGACUGAGGGUGAGGGAGCAAGGAGGGAGUCCCUUUACGACCCCAACCCGCCAUUCAAAAGACCCCCUCAGCGGAGAGACGUCGACUGGGGGCCUGAGGGGCGUCGUCUUGAAAUUGGAGCCAAAAUUACCACAAGUUUAGCUGCGAGGGUCCAAAAGUGGGCAGGCAGCGAGCGAGGAGGAGCUCCCCCUCCCUCUUUUCUCUGUCUCUCUCUCUCUCUUCCCCCAUAACGACCACCGCCCUCCAACACAACCCACCCUCUUCCUCCUCAGUCCAUUCGCGGAAGGAAGCCAAGCCUUGGCCUCAAGUCGGGGGGCUUUGGAAGGAGGGAAAGUCGCCCCCCUCGUCCAGCUUUCGUCGGGUUCCUCAUAAGACUCCACCGCCUGGCGACCAUAUGCCUUAAAGCUGCGCCUACAGAUGGUCGGGAAAAGAUAGAAGCAGCAGCAGAAGAAUGGAGCAGGCGCCUUUCCUCUCCCUCUUGGUCGCCGUCGCCUUCUCCUUCUCCCUGAAACCGGUGUGAAAUGAGGGAAAUAACAAUCAUAAUUUUUUAAAAACCCACCCAAACAACUCGGGAGAGUCCUGGCCAAGGCGAGGCGCCUGGGCUCCUUUGCCACCGUUUUAAUCCUAUUAAUUAAAACGUUAACCUGAUUGGGUAGAGAGCGCUCUGUCCCAACAGGCGGAGGCUGCCUCGGCGUAACCUCCGCGGCGAGAUAAUGAGGGGCAAAGACUCCCUCGACUGAGGAGGAAGAGGCGGCGGCGGCGGCGGCGGCGGAGGAGGAGGAGGCAACAGCGACAGCGGCAGCAAAAGAGAGCGAGCUGCGCUUCCUUUCUCUCUCCUCCUUUUUCUCUAUCUUUCUCCCUUUUGGGGAGGGGGUCCUCUUGAAGGUGAAGCCAAGCAAGAUAAAACGGUGCGAGGAGAGGCUGGUUGGCUGGCUGGCUGCUCCCAAUGCCUGAGCCCUUCACUGGGUGAGAAAGAGCGAGCAAAGCGAGAGAGAGAGAGAGAGAGAGAGAAGGAGGGAAGGAAGAGCCUCGCCUCAGUUUUGGAGAGGAGCAGCGUCUCAAACGGCGGGAAGAAGGAGAGGAAAGAAGAGGGAGCGAAGCCACGGUGGAGGCGGCGUUGGUGGCUGCUUUCUCGGGCAACCCCUCAGCCUGAGUCCGGAGUCCGACCCCACUCAGCCGUAGCUCUUUCGGAGGAGCCAAAAGGGGGAAAGGGGAAGGAAGGAAGGAAGGAAGGAAGGAAGGAAGGAAGGAAGGAAGGAAGGGGGGCGGAGGAAGAGGAGGAGGAGUUGGAGGAGGGGAGCCCGCCGGCCGGGAGCAUGGAGCGGGUGCUGAGCCUCCCUUCCGACGAGGACUUGUUCCACAAGAGUUUCAGAGCCUCGGCCAAGAGGAUGGAGUCCGCCUUCCGCUCCCCGCCGGGCCUCGACCUGGUCCAGCCCCGACAAGCUCCCUCCUCGCCCCUCGGCUUAGGCUACGAGCCGCCGGACUCGGAAGUGCUGCUGAGGGAAAGCGCGGCCGGAGCGCUGGGAGGGAGCGGAGGAGGCGAGCCUUUGGGCGGCUCCGUCUGCCUCAAGUACGGGCCCAGCGGCACCAGCCGGAGCUCGGCGGCCGAGAGCAGCGGCGGGGAGCAGAGCCCGGACGACGACAGCGACGGGCGCUGCGAGCUCUUGUUGCGGGGCCCCGCCGGCGGCGGCGGCGGCGGCGGCGGCGGAGGAGGAGGCGCCGGGAUGGUGGUGGUGGGCGCCGGGGGAGCCCUGCUGAAGGGGCCCGAAGGUGGCGGCGCUUGCUCCAACAGCCACCACGGAGGCGGCACCGGAGGCGGCGGAGGCAGCGGAGGCGGCGGAGGAGGGAAGAAGUCCAAGGAGCAGAAGGCGCUCCGGCUCAACAUCAACGCCCGGGAGCGGCGGCGGAUGCACGACCUGAACGACGCGCUGGACGAGCUGCGGGCCGUCAUCCCUUACGCGCACAGCCCCUCGGUGCGGAAGCUCUCCAAGAUCGCCACGCUGCUCCUGGCCAAGAACUACAUCCUCAUGCAAGCCCAGGCCCUCGACGAGAUGCGCCGCCUGGUCGCCUAUCUCAACCAGGGCCAGGCCAUCUCCGCCGCCUCCCUGCCCAGCUCGGCCGCGGCGGCAGCGGCAGCGGCGGCAGCCUUGCACCCGGCGCUGGGGGCCUACGAGCAGGCGGCGGCGGCGGCGGCGGCCGGAGGGGGCUACCCCUUCAGCGCGGGCCUGGCCCCGGCCUCCUCCUGCCCCGAGAAGUGCGCCCUCUUCAACAGCGUCUCCUCCAGUCUUUGCAAACAGUGCACGGAGAAGCCUUAACCCGACGGGAGACCUGGACUCGCCCUCGGACCCGCCACAGCCUCCCUCUUCCUUCCUUCCUUCCUUCCUUCCUUCCUUCCUUCCUUCCU